AGAGUGCAAGGCGGCUCGCGCAGAGGAAGCUGUUCGGAAGCGAAACAAACAUGUCGUACACUAAGUUCGUCCCGGCUCUGGUGAGGGCGAACACGGGCAGCAUCGGAAAGCUGAGACUUUCACCUGCAAGAUGUCGCUCGACGGUCGCGUCCGCCAAAAGCCAGGAGGAGAAGGAGCCGCAGAUGGAUGAAUGCACCGUGGUGGAGGCUGUGCCGGUGGAGCUCAUCAGCCAGACCAGAAGCCUGAGCAACACGCCGCUCAGUAAAAUCCACAUCGACUUCGACAACACGCAGGAAGCCUACAGAAGCAAAGGGAACAUCGAGCUGCUCCGAAGUCUGCUGGUCUUCAAGCUGUGUACCAUCGACGUCCUGGUUGAGAAGAACAAAGAGCUGAUGGACCUGAGCAAGAAGCUGCUGGGCAAGUGGAUGUUCGAGAGGAUGAUGAAGAUGACCUUCUACGGCCAGUUUGUGGCGGGAGAAGACCACAACUCCAUCAAACCUCUGAUCCAGAAGAACCAGGCCUUCGGCGUGGGGGCGGUUUUGGACUACAGCGUGGAGGAGGACUUGACCCAGGAGGAGGCUGAGAAGAAAGAAAUGGAUUCAUGUGUUUCUGAAGCAGAGAAAGAAAGUCCAGGCGACGACCAUCGUGAGAAAAAGUACAAAGCCCAUCGUCAGUUCGGGGACCGACGUGGGGGCGUCAUCAGCGCUCGUACGUACUUCUACGCAGACGAGGCCAAAUGUGACAACCAAAUGGAGACGUUCAUGAACUGCAUUAAAGCCUCUGGUGGCGCCUCUUCUGAUGGGUUUUCUGCCAUCAAAAUGACUGCACUGGGACGCCCACAGUUCCUCCUCCAGUUUUCAGAGGUCCUGGUUAAAUGGAGACGCUUCUUUAACUUCCUCGCCGCACAACAGGGAAUAUCAGAAAUGAUGGUUUUGGAGCAAAAGCUGGAACUGGAACAACUCAAGGAGAGCUUGACCGAGAUGGGCGUCGGAGCCAAAGAUGACAUCGAGAACUGGUUCACAGGAGAGAAGCUGGGUUUGUCAGGAACGAUAGAUAUGCUGGACUGGAACAGUUUAAUAAACGACACGACAAAAAUCUCCAAUCUGCUCAUGGUGCCAAACCUUGAGACGGGCCAUCUGGAACCUUUGCUGAACAAAUUCUCCGCUGAGGAGGAGAGGCAGAUGAAGAGAAUGCUGCAGAGAAUGGACAUCCUGGCCAAGCAUGCCAUGGAUCAUGGAGUGAGGCUUAUGGUGGAUGCCGAGCAGACGUACUUCCAGCCAGCUAUUAGUCGACUGACCCUGGAAAUGCAGAGGAAGUUCAACAGAGAGAAGCCGGUGAUCUUCAACACUUACCAGUGUUACCUCAAGGAAGCCUAUGACAACGUAACCCUGGAUGUUGAGCUGUCUCGACGGGAGGGCUGGUACUUCGGUGCCAAACUCGUCCGCGGAGCCUACAUGUACCAAGAGAGAGCCAGAGCCGAGGAGAUUGGCUACGAAGAUCCCAUAAAUCCAGACUACGAGGCCACCAACAGGAUGUAUCACAGGUGUUUGGAGUACGUCCUGGAGGAGAUCGAUCACAGCAGGAAAGCAAACGUCAUGGUUGCCACUCACAACGAGGACACUGUCAAGUUCACCCUCGAGAAGAUGAAUGAGAUGGGCCUGUCACCCACUGAGAACAAAGUUUACUUUGGACAGCUGCUCGGCAUGUGUGACCAGAUCAGCUUCCCGCUAGGUCAAGCAGGUUUCCCGGUCUAUAAGUACGUUCCUUACGGCCCCGUCAACGAGGUCAUCCCUUAUCUGUCUCGCCGUGCUCAAGAGAACCGUGGCUUCAUGAAGGGAUCCCAGAGAGAGCGCAGCCUGCUGUGGAAGGAGCUGAAGCGCAGACUGCUGGGCGGUCAGAUUCUCUACAAGCCUGUCUACUGAGUCACAGGACCACGACAUGCUAACUGCAACAUGUCUGUAAGCAUUCCACUGCCUUCAGUGUACCUCUACCCGUUAGUGUAGUGGAAGAUGAAUAUCUUUCCUGGGGGUUGCUCGGCUGCACUGCAGGCAGGAAAGUUUUGCAUUUCUACCAGCAGGUGUUUUAAAUGUGGUUAGAAGUUAAUGUGAUAAAUAGGGGUUAAAGCACUGUAUUAGUAAUAAUGCAUUGUAGCAAUAAAUAUGCUGCUUUAUUAAGAAGUUAGGAUUCAUAUUUACCUCUAAACUUCAGCCUGACCACAGUAAUCCUCAGAAUCAAAUCUGCUUAUUUUUAAAGUAUUUAUGUCUUCUGAUACACAACAGAGAAAACGAUGUAUUUUUGACUGCCAAAGGUGGCCUUCUUGUACAUAAAUAGUGACAUUUGCUCUUAAAAAUGAGAUUCUUGCUAUAUUUUUGCUUCUAUCUUCGGUAGCUGCUGCUUAAAAGUGCCUUAUGAUUGUUUUAGCAGGACUGACCGGAAGCUACUGUGCAACUUAGGUUUUGUUUUUGUCACCGUACACUCCUCCAAGGGGAAUUGUGAGCAUUUUGAUUAGCAUGUUUAUUUUUGUCAAUGUAUCAACCAAUAGUUUGCUAUAUAAGUGCAGCAUAUAGACUUUGGAAAGAGAUUUAUAUUUAAAUGUCUGGUUUGAGUUCUGAGAUCCAAAUAUGAAGCGUGAAUGCUGCAGCACAGCCCAGAUGAGCCUGUUUUUAAUCUCUCUUGAUCCCCGCACACCGAUGCCUGUAAGACAAAGAGGAGAUAGCAUGUCAAAUGAACUGUGGAUGUGUUGAAACAAGGCCUCACUACCGUUGGCGAUUGUUUGCAGUACCUUUCGUGCAAACUCCAAACAAAGCGUGUGAUCCAUUUCACCAAUCCUUUAUGCUUCGGCUGCUUUAAUUGUUGACACGUACCAGAUGGUCCGAACUUCAUUUUCUGUAAAUUCAACAUCUUCCGGGUGUGAAACGCUGACAGCAGAUGGUUCAAGCAGAAAAACAGGAACUUUCAUGACCCGUGUUCCAAAAUGUUCCCAAAACAUGACGUAGCUGCUGUUUCAAGGAAACUAAAAUCCUGGAAGAACAGAAGCUGCGUGAUUUUACAGAGACUGGUUAUGUCAGAUUAUGUGGUUUCAGUGCUCUGAAACUUUUUAAGGUUGUCCGUUGAGGGGUUGAAUGAAAGUCAUAGAAAACGUUUUCAAAUUAAAAUGUUUUUUAGGACGAAAAAUUCACAUUUCUUGUCACAAUCACUGCAGUUCUAAUGUAUUUUACACAACAAUAGUGCUUUAGAAAGUCAGAAACGAUAUUUUUCUACCAGUUGCAAUAUCAUAAUUCUAACACAAUACCAACAAUAAUGAUCGUCUGUAAUUUAGUGGCAUUAGUGCAUAGUCACGCAGCCUUAAUUGAUCUUUAUAGAUCUGACGGUCCUGUUGUUUUAAGGUGGUGGUCGAUCGUCUCACCUGGAACUAUGUAUGUGAAUGUGGCAACUUUUAAAGUGUUGAUGGGAACUUUAGUUUUAUUUGUUGUUGUAUUUUCUGUUUGUUCGUUCACUCAUUACUGCUGUAUCAUUGCAUUUGUAAAAAGAUGUGUAAAUUAUAUAAUAAAAGUGGUUAAUGUAAAGAA
Messenger RNA from Stegastes partitus (bicolor damselfish), 3569 nucleotides. It is a transcript of the gene prodha, whose product is annotated as proline dehydrogenase (oxidase) 1a. The transcript has 14 exons. Gene Ontology annotation, cellular component: mitochondrion. The record is from RefSeq and is a predicted model, not a curated record. Lineage: Eukaryota; Metazoa; Chordata; Actinopteri; Pomacentridae. Gene Ontology annotation, molecular function: FAD binding; proline dehydrogenase activity. Bases 51 to 1922 code for a protein of 623 amino acids.